CUCCUCCCCCAACCAACCCUUUCAAUCCCCUCCCCUUCACAUGUAACCUCCCAUACACUCAGCAUUAAAUACUCCAAACCCCACCAAAACCCCUUCCCUUUUCCUUUAAACUGCAAACAGAACUAGAAACAAGAGAAUAUCAUCAUUCCUCCCCUUUGUCAAGCCCUCCCUAAUAGAUGGCUUCUGCCUCUGGAGCCCUCUCUCGCACUCUCCUCCUCCUCCUCCUCCUCCUCCUUAUGGCUUCCACAUCCCCCAGAGAAUCCUUGUCUCAUGCGGCAAGCCAGCCAAUGGUGGCGAUGAAGCCAGUGUCGGCGCUGAAAUCGGUGGUGCUCAAUGAAACUCUGCUGCUGCUGCGGCGGCGGCGGCGGCUGAAUAGCUUCCGGAUAUGUGCCCUCUGCACUUGCUGUGGAGGCCCCAAGGGCCUCUGCCUGCCUUCCCCCUGCUGCUACGCCAUCAACUGCAACAUCCCCAACAGGCCCUUUGGCUUCUGCUCCUUCACACCCAAGACUUGUAACUGCUUUGGAUGCCACCUCUAAGUCUCUCUGCCUUCCUCUCCUAAAUUAUAUCAUCUAUCUGCUCUCAGUCAUUAGUCGUUGUGCUGGGAGUGUCAAUUGUGAAGAGAGGAUAUCUGUUUUAAUCUCUGUGUUUCUUGGUAAUGUUUUAGUAUAUAUAUGGAUAUGCUGCAUUGCAUAAGGUUUUGCUGACAAGAUAUGAAGUACUUGGGCCUUCGUACUUUUA
Messenger RNA from Phoenix dactylifera (date palm), 738 nucleotides. NCBI's taxonomy places the organism in Eukaryota, Viridiplantae, Streptophyta, Magnoliopsida, Arecales, Arecaceae. The record is from RefSeq and is a predicted model, not a curated record.